Tetranychus urticae (two-spotted spider mite) is the source of this 605-nucleotide messenger RNA. RefSeq names its product large ribosomal subunit protein uL29-like. Gene Ontology annotation, biological process: maturation of LSU-rRNA from tricistronic rRNA transcript (SSU-rRNA, 5.8S rRNA, LSU-rRNA); translation. Gene Ontology annotation, cellular component: cytosolic large ribosomal subunit; ribosome. Gene Ontology annotation, molecular function: structural constituent of ribosome; mRNA binding. Lineage: Eukaryota; Metazoa; Arthropoda; Arachnida; Trombidiformes; Tetranychidae. The record is from RefSeq and is a predicted model, not a curated record.
AUUUUUAUAUUCACCAAAAUGUCUAAAGUAAAGACCAAGGAUCUCCGUGGUAAAAAGCGAGAGGAAUUAACAAAAAAGUUAAAUGAAUUCAAACAAGAAUUGGCCAACCUUAGGGUUGCAAAAGUUACUGGUGGAACUGCCUCCAAAUUGUCAAAGAUAUCUGUUUUCCGUAAGAACAUAGCUCGUGUUUUGACAAUUAUGUCACAAAAUCAGAAGGAAAAUUUGAAGAAAUUUUACAGAAGGAAGAAGCGAAUUCCAACUGAUUUAAGACCUAAAUUAACCCGAGCUAAACGACGUGAAUUAACAGCAACAGAGAAAUCAAAGAAAACAAAGAAAGAGAUGACAAAAUUACGCCGAUUUCCUAAGGUUAAAUACUAUCUUAAAGCCUAAGGAUCUUCUAUUGAAAUAUUAAAUUGAUUGAUUUGAUUUGUAAAUCACAGCGCUAACCAUAUUUUACAAACAACAACCAAAAUCCAUUUUAUCAAAAAUAUCAUUAACAAUAGUUGACUAAAAGAAACUAAGCUGCAAAUGAAACUUAAUUUAAUUCUGAAAACAUUUAAUUUCGACUUUUCAACUUAUUAAAACAUGUUAAACUUUGCUGAGUA